AAGCAUCCCCACACACACAGUCUCUCUCUCUCUCUCUCUCUCUCUCUACACCCAACAGUGAGGGGAAAAACAGAACUUCCCUACCCAGCACAGCACUCUCACUCCUCAGAACAACCAACCAAUCCAUUCCAACCUUACUAAAUUUUUCAUCUCAAAUCAUUUACAGUCAAUUCUCCUCAAAAUCUACAGAGAGGGAGAGAUGGGCAAGAAAGCUGCCCAAAAAGAUAACAGCGCCGCCCUCUUCUCCACUCUCUGAAACCGACGCUCGUCUUCCCUCCCUCCCUCCCUCAAUUACAGCAAAAGAAGAAGGAAGGAGUCUUUUGGGGAAGGGAAAUAACCCAUUUUCCGUCUUGCUUCUUCGAUGGCCUUUCUCCUUCUCACAUCACUUCUGCUCCUCUUCAUCCCCUCACCGACCCCCGCCAAAGCAGACUUCGCCACCGCCCGCUCCCUGGACGCUCUCCUCCAGACGUAUACAUUCGAUUUGUUUCGCCAGCGGGCGAAAACCGGCGUCGUCUACACUGCCGAUCUCCCGGGGAACUUAUCCGGAGUCGAGGCCCAUGGCAUCCGAUUCCGCAGCGGCAGCCUCCGGAGGCGCGGGGCGAGCCCGAUGGAAUUCGAUUUCCCGGUGGGAACUGUCGUUCAGCCGUACGUCACGCGCCUGAUCGUGGUUCUGCAGAAUCUGGGCAAUCGAUCGGCGGAUUACUACGAUUAUUAUCCGGCCGGGUUCCGGCUGGUGACACCCGUUCUGGGCUUCCUUGCCUACGACGCCGCCGGUUCCAGCAAUCCGGCCUCCCAGAAGGAGCUGGACAUGGUGGCUACCGGGUCGGCCAUAACAAUCAAUUUCACGAGUACCAUCCGGUCCGGGGACGACGGCAAUGCAUUGUGCGUGUUCUUUGACGUAAAUGGUACCGUGGCUCUCGGGAAUCAGACGGCCAGGAACGUGUGCAAGAGUUCCCGUCAGGGGCAUUUCGCUCUGGUGACGAAGGAGAGUCCUUCACCGCCGCCGCCAUCGCAGCCGCCUGGCGCUGCUCCUGGAAGAGGGAAAAAGUCGGGAAAGUGGAAGGUGGUGGUAGGGGCGUUGGUGGGAGGCGUGGUAGGAGCGGUGCUUCUGGUCUUGUUGGUGGCGGCGAUCAUCAGGAUGCAAAAGAAAUCGAAGAUAGCGCGGAUGGAGCGGCGCGCCGGGGAGGAGGAGGCCUUCGGGACGGCGACGGUGGGGCAAGCUAGGAUGCCCAUCGCCUCCGCCAUGAGAACGGCGCCCGCCAUUGAGAACGAUUACCGCCCUGGAGAUUGAUUGGUGAAAAAACAAAGAGAUAACCAACAAGGUGAUUCUUUGGUUUCACUUUCACCAAAAACGGUGUUACUUUCUUCUUCCCAAGUAUUUUUUUUUUUUUCCUCGUCAAUUUUGUGGAGUUCCAUUUUUUCUUUCGAUGGGGAUCUUUUCCCCCCAUGUACCAUAUAUCUCAGCGAUUAUUCUAUCUUGUAUAGAAUUGCAGGGGAAUAAGGCUUUUUUACUUUGACCGGCCUUGCACA
Molecule: messenger RNA, 1530 nt
Organism: Nymphaea colorata (pocket water lily)
Lineage: Eukaryota; Viridiplantae; Streptophyta; Magnoliopsida; Nymphaeales; Nymphaeaceae
Exons: 1
Coding region: 362-1291 (309 amino acids)
Cellular component (GO): membrane
Source: RefSeq, a predicted model, not a curated record